Vicia villosa (hairy vetch) is the source of this 2705-nucleotide messenger RNA. RefSeq lists its product as uncharacterized. Lineage: Eukaryota; Viridiplantae; Streptophyta; Magnoliopsida; Fabales; Fabaceae. The transcript is spliced from 5 exons. The record is from RefSeq and is a predicted model, not a curated record. Bases 196 to 2439 code for a protein of 747 amino acids.
UUUGAUUUUCACAUAAACAAAACGACACUGCGUUCAGGGUUUGACUCUUCUCCGCAGCAAAAUUCAUAUGUUUCUCUUUUUCCCCCAUUUCAUGUAAUUGAAUUCCAAUUUCACAACCCCUCUCUCUUUCGCACUUCCUCCGCGAGCUUCUUCUACUUUGCUUUCGAUUCCGACUCCCUGAUUACGGAGGUAUAGAUGCUGGGAAAAAGUGUCUCCAAAGAGGACUUUCAGCCUCGAACAUGUUCGGGGAAGAAACCAUUGAAAACUUGUCAGGAAAAAGAGGAUAUUGUUUUCAUUGACUUAGAUAGUGAUCAAUUUGAUGAUGUGGAAAUCAUAGAUUGUCCUGAAGUUGUUAAGCAAAAGUUGCGUGGGUCAAGUGGGCCGAGUAGAGAUAGGAUAUCGACGCCUCAAAGUGUUAUCAGCAUUGAUGACGACGACGAUGAUGAUGAUGAUGACGACGACGAAGAUGAAAGUGAUGAUGAUGAUGUGUUUCUUCCUGAUAUUGUUGUUGAUGGUGUUGGAGAGUUGGAUAGUGAUGCGUCUUCGAAUAAAAGGUUUUAUACGGCGUCGAGUUCUGUGCAACAUUCCAUAGUUGUGGAUGUUGAUGAUUGUGAUGUCGUUGAAAAAGAUUCUGUUUCAGAAAGGCAAGAAAGUAAUAAAGCUUCUGUGUCAAACGGGAAAAAGCGCAAGGAAGUAUUCACUCCAAAGGCUGAUGAAAGAAAUUGUUAUGGUUUAUGUGAGGAGGAAAGUGAUAGUGAUUAUUCUGAUUGUGAGGUCAUUAGACAUUCUGUUUCAAAAAGGCAAGAAAGUAAUAAAGCUUCUGUGUCUAACGAGAAAAAGCGCAAGGAAGUAGUCACUCCAAAGGCUGUAGAAAGAAAUUGUUAUGGUUUAUUUGAGGAUGAAAGUGAGAGUGAUUGUUCUGAUAUUGAGGUCAUUAAACGUGAACAGUGGGAAAAGGUUUCGGCGAAGAGAAAGUUCCGUGUAUAUAUUAAGCAUGCCAGUUCUUCUGGCUUAGAGAAAAAUAAUUAUUAUAAUAAUAUAGAUAUAGAAGUGGAAAAUAGGUCUAAAAAGCAUGGGAAAGACCCUUUGUAUGGUCCUAGCAGUUGUAAAAAUGUUAAAGAGAAUCAAUCUUCCUUCACUGGUAAGGAUGAUAUUCAGCACGGAGAAAAAACAACUAGAGAAAAAGUUUAUCCCUGCCCCAAGUCGAAAAACUGCAAUUUCUGUAAUGGUGUUACUGGUCCUUCAGGGUUAGACAAUGGACGGGGUGAUGAAGAGUCUGAAUUUAAGGAUGCUACUCGACAUGGAGAAAGGACAACUACAGAAAAAGUUUCUGCCUGCCCCAACUCUGAAAACUCUAAUUUCUGUAAUGGUGUUACUGGUCCUUCAGGGUUAGACAAUGGACGGGGUGAUGAAGAGUCUGAAUUUAAGGAUGCUACUCGACAUGGAGAAAGGACAACUACAGAAAAAGUUUCUGCCUGCCCCAACUCUGAAAACUCUAAUUUCUGUAAUGGUGUUACUGGUCCUUCUGGAUUAGACAAUGAACAGGGUGAUGAAGAGUCUAAAUUUAAGGAUGCUACUCCACAUGGAGAAAGGACAACUACAGAAAAAGUUUCUGCCUGCCCCAACUCUGAAAACUCUGAUUUAUGUAAUGGUGUUACAGGUUCUUCAGGGUUCGAGAAAGAACUAGGUGAUAAAGAGAAGUUUAUGAGCUCCAACCAAGAUGCAAAUGACAUGCAAGUUGUCGAUGAUGAAUCUCCAUUGAAUGCACAUGACAUGCAAGUUGACAAUGAUGAAUCUCCAUUGAGGAGUAAAAAUGACAAUGUUUCUGAAGGGAAUUCUAACGGCGCCUCUUUUGAAAAAGGGCAUUUUAAUGGUCCUGAGUUUGAGUUACGUACUCAAGAUGCUGAUCUUACUGCUUCAAAUGAGAAGAAUAUAAUUAAUCAAAAAGAAAAGCUUAAGGAAACCGAUUUAUAUAAACAAGCCAUGGAAGAGGAAUGGGCAUCCAGACAGCGACAAUUGCAAAUUCAGUCAGAAGAAGCACAAAAAUUGCGCAAAAGAAAAAAGGCUGAAAGUCGCCGAUUGCAGGACAUUGAAAGAAGACAAAAAGAACGCGUUGAACAAGUGAGAGAGACAGAUAAGAAGGAGGAAGAAUAUAUGAACAUGAAAGAGCAACUGCGGGGUGAAGUACUGAAGAAGCUCAAUCAAUUGGAGAAUGCAUGCUCAGAUAUGACCUCACUGCUUCGUGGCUUAGGAAUAAAUGUGGGGACAAGUCUUAGACCUUUACCCAAUGAGGUGCAUGCUGCCUAUAAACGGGCUAUGUUUAAGUUCCAUCCAGACCGAGCAUCAAAAACUGACCUUCGCGAGCAUGUUGAGGCCGAGGAGAAGUGCAAGCUCAUCUCACGCAUGAAGGAGAAGUUUUGUAAUACAUCAUGGCACUAGAUAAAUUCCAUCAUCUGAAUGGAUAUGAUUGAUGUUUUAAUUGAAGCGCUUAUGCUUAAUUUUAUUUUAGUAUUAUUUAUUAAUUCAUUUAGUCUUGCUCCUACCUUCCCCCAAAUUUAAUGGCAUGAAUAAUAGGUUAAAGAACAAGAACAUGUAAAGGUUAUAUAACUCAGGAAAUGCCAAAAUUUUGAAGAUGCUCUGUAAAAUUCACCCAUAUUGUGUAUUAGACAGUGUUGAUGACAUAUUGAAGAAGUCUUUUUUUUUUU